Molecule: messenger RNA, 1204 nt
Organism: Mya arenaria
Lineage: Eukaryota; Metazoa; Mollusca; Bivalvia; Myida; Myidae
Exons: 4
Coding region: 42-938 (298 amino acids)
Molecular function (GO): zinc ion binding
Source: RefSeq, a predicted model, not a curated record
ACGCCUCCCUAAGGGCAUAUCACCAGCUUGAGGGAUAUUCUAUGUUCCGAGAUGGCUAUACACGAGGUAUUGAGACGGUGCCAUAUCCCAAUACUGCCUUUGUUGCUGUGAAAGCCAAUGUGAAACCGCGGACGAAUGAUAAAGAUCCAGUAUCCAAGAGAGGCUACUACAGCUGUUGGAUCAUGAUGAAGAACAGUGACGAGGGAUCCAUUCAUUCUGCUUAUUGCAGUUGCAAAGGAGGCAUUGAUGGAUGCUGUCGACAUGUUGUGGCAACCCUCUUCGAAGUCCUUGACUUUGUACAAGACUUCAAGAGGACCAGCUGUACUUCAGGGCCAUGUAUGUGGGUUCGGCGUGCUUCUCAGGCCGAUCAACUAGGCAAACCUAUUCCUGCCUCACAACUUGAGACUUCAAUUAUGGUGGAGCCCAGCACACAGACAGCAAUGCCACUGUAUUCGCCAUUGUCUGAUGAGUAUCCAGUGCCAGAUCCUAACGAUUUCCUUGAAAAGGUGAAAACUCUUCAACCAACAGCCUGCGGAUUACGUGCCAUGUAUGACUGCUCAUAUAAAAAGAAUUGUACUUCAUCACCUCUGAGCGUCAAAACACCAAUGGAAAGAGCUGAACAAUUUAUGAAGGAACAUAUAUGUGAAAAUUUAUCUUGUAACUGUUCUAAUAUAUUUAUGUAUUAUUAUCUUACUUAUUCAGAGAAUGAAUGUGAGCAAAUUGAACAAUUAACAAGAGGUCAAUCAAAAAAUAAUAACUGGCAUCGGAUGAGAAAAGGACUAUUAACUGCAUCCAAUUUUCAUAAAAUUACACAUUCAACUGAUUUAAAUCGAACAGCAAUUGCGUUACAAAAAAAUCAGUGUUUGCAGAAAACUCUAUUCCAGACUCCAUAUUAUUUGGGCAGCGAUUUGAAAAUAAAGCCCGUGACAUUUUUAUAAAGACACAUAGGUUUAAACAUAAACAUUGUUCUGUAAAAGUUCCUGGGCUAGUUGUUUCUAAUGAAGACCCAAUUUUAGCUUGUUCACCAGAUGGAAUAGUUGAUUGCAAAAUAUGUGGGAAAUUUUUGAUUGAAAUAAAGUGUAUGUAUAAAUAAAUAUAAGUGUUUUCACCCUAAAAAUGCCUUGAAACUUUCAAAUGUCUGUGUUGAAGAUGAAAACAAUAAUUUAACAUUGAGGCGUUCACAUACAUAUUUUGACCAAGUACA